CUGUGGGCAUCGAUGGGACGGCACCGUCAGCUGCCGUCGUGUCGGGAUUGGAAUGUUACGGACUAACAAUCGGGACGACUGAGCACUCGGUAAUUGGACACUAGAAUCCAGGAAUCCCGUCUUUUUUUUGAACAUUUUUCUCAGCUACCCGCCCGGUGUGUGGUUAGCCUUCGUUUGCCUCGUGUCACCCGGAUAACUUCGCGUGCGGCGCGGCUCCCCGCCGAUGUGUUUUUCAUGUUAUAUCGGCGCGUGCGAGGGCAGUGUGUGUGGAGGCUGUGAUAAAUAAGGAGAGACAUGCAGGGAUUCGUCAGGUUACAGUUGUACCGCUGAGCUGCUGCUGCGCUACGUCGCUUCUUCCCCCCGGUGUUUUAUGUUGUGUUGCUUCUCUUCAAACGGGACCAUGGAGCGAUAAAAGAGGGGGAAUAGGACUAAUUCAACCGGAGGCAUUUUGGAUUCGAGCGCGGCGGCACCACACCGACGGGUCUUUACGCCCCCUGGGCAAAUGUGUUUGCGAGUUUAACAUCCAAACCGGGGUAUACCUUUCCGUCUGGGAGAGCCUCGGGGACCCUUGCCGCUGCUCGCCCGGGGAACACAGAGCGCGCGCGCGAGAGAGAGAGAGAGAGAGUUACCAGACGGCUGCCGGACAGUUUCCCAUUUGAAUAGCCCCGUGCAGGCAGCCUGAAUGACGGCGAGGAGAAGCGCCGGGGAAGAGAGUCGCCGCCGCGCGUGAUUGUGUCCGAGCGGGUCCGGGGAAGCACGGAGCUUUUACCGUAGGCGCGCGUGCGAUAUGGUGAAACUCUACAGAAGAGGGAGAACGGGGCAAUACUUUUAACAACAAAAGAAAAUCGCCCACAUGCACUGGAUCAAUUGCUGGAUUUGGGAACCGAAUACGCAGAAGGGGGGUUGGGGAUCCGUGGAGGCUGCCGGGGGAUGGAGCGGUGCAGCCGGGGUUGGUGAGAGCCUAACUUCGGGCCACUUUACAUUUUUUAUUCCUAAACGACUCGCCCCUGUUGCCAGGACACAUGCAGGCCAAAAAACGCUACCUGAUCCUGCUCUCCGCCGGUGCGUGUCUGGCGCUUCUCUUCUGCCUCGGAGGGGUUCAACUUCCAGCGGCGAGCAGGAGCCGGCAUGACCGCAGCCGAAACGGGUACCGGCCCGACCAGCCCUGGCCUCACUUCUCGGACCCGUUACACCUUUUCCUGCCCUGGGAUCAGACGGACACCGAGGAGUACAACCUGCACAUAUCUCCGAGGCAGAAGAGGGACGUCAACACGAGUGUUUACAAAGGCAAGCGGUGCCGCAUGGACUCCUGCUUUGAUUUCUCCCCGUGUCAGAAGAACGGAUUCAAAGUUUACGUUUACCCGCUGCAGAAGGGGGAGAAGAUCUCCGAGAGCUAUCAGAAUAUUUUAUCGGCCAUCGAGGGCUCCGGGUUUUACACCUCGGACCCCGGGCAAGCGUGUCUGUUCAUCCUGAGUCUGGACACUCUGGACCGGGACCAGCUGUCCCCACAAUACGUCCACAACCUAAAGACCAAGGUCCAGAACCUGCCUCUGUGGAACGACGGCAGGAACCACCUCAUAUUUAACCUGUACUCCGGGACGUGGCCGGACUACACGGAAGACCUGGGCUUCGACAUCGGCCAGGCCAUGUUGGCCAAGGCCAGCAUUAGCACCGAGAACUUCCGGCCCAGCUUCGACGUGUCCAUCCCGCUCUUCUCCAAGGAGCACCCGAGGACCGGCGGGGAGCGGGGCUUCCUCAAGUACAACUCGAUCCCGCCUUUCAGAAAGUACAUGCUGGUGUUCAAGGGGAAGCGCUACCUAACGGGCAUCGGCUCGGACACCAGGAAUGCCCUGCACCACGUGCACAACGCGGAGGACGUGGUGCUGCUCACCACCUGCAAGCACGGCAAGGACUGGCAGAAGCACAAGGACGCGCGCUGCGACAAGGACAACGCGGAGUAUGACAAGUACGACUACAAAGAGAUGCUCCACAACUCCACCUUCUGUUUGGUGCCCCGCGGCAGACGACUGGGCUCCUUUCGCUUCCUCGAGGCGCUGCAGGCUGCGUGUGUGCCGGUGAUGCUGAGUAAUGGUUGGGAGCUGCCUUUCGCCGAGAUCAUCGACUGGAACACAGCCGCAGUGAUCGGCGACGAGAGGCUCCUGCUGCAGAUCCCGACCACGGUGCGCUCCAUCCACCAGGACAAGAUCCUGUCCCUCAGACAGCAGACUCAGUUCCUCUGGGAGGCCUACUUCUCCUCCGUGGAAAAGAUAGUGCUCACCACACUGGAGAUCAUCCAGGACCGCGUGUUGGAGCAAGGCUCCAGGAGCAGCCUGAUGUGGAACAGUCACCCUGGGGGGCUCUUUGCCCUGCCGCAGUACUCUGGAUACCUGGGAGACUUCCCCUUCUACUAUGCUACACUGGGUGUCAAACCCUACCCCAAGUUCACAGCGGUCAUCCAUGCCGUCUCGCCUCUGGUGUCCCAGUCCCAGCCCAUACUCAAGCUCCUGGUAGCCGUGGCCAAGUCCCAGUACUGUGCACAGAUCAUCGUCCUGUGGAACUGUGACAAGCCUCUCCCGGCCAAGCACCGCUGGCCCGCCACCUCGGUGCCCGUCAUCGUCAUCGAGGGAGAGAACAAGGUGAUGAGCAGCCGUUUCUUGCCCUACGAGACCAUCGUGACCGACGCUGUCCUCAGCCUGGAUGAAGACACAGUGUUGUCCACCACAGAGGUGGAUUUUGCCUUCACGGUCUGGCAGAGUUUCCCGGAGCGGAUCGUGGGUUACCCCGCUCGCAGCCACUUCUGGGACAGCAACAAGGAGCGCUGGGGCUACACAUCCAAAUGGACCAACGAUUAUUCGAUGGUGCUGACGGGGGCCGCCAUCUACCACAGGUAUUACCAUCACCUGUACACCAACUACUUACCCACUAGUCUGAAGGGCAUGGUGGACCAGCUGGCCAACUGCGAGGACAUCCUGAUGAACUUCCUGGUCUCCGCUGUCACCAAGCUGCCGCCCAUCAAGGUCACACAGAAGAAACAGUACAAGGAGACCAUGAUGGGACAGUCUUCGAGAGCUUCCCGCUGGGCAGAUCCGGACCACUUUGCCCAGCGGCAAACCUGUAUGAACAAGUUCGCCAGCUGGUUUGGCGCCAUGCCGCUGGUCCACUCCCAGAUGAGACUGGACCCCAUCCUGUUCAAGGACCAGGUCUCCAUUCUCCGCAAGAAAUACAGGGACAUCGAGAGGCUCUGACAGGACCAGCGCCCCCUCGGGGGAGACCCCACGCAGGGGGAGGCGCGCGAGAGAGACUCUGUGGAGAGCAGAAGGACUAGCAGGACUCCGGCGGGAUGGACGGGGAGCGACACAGCUCUGUUUUCCACUCAGCACAUUGCCAAUGACCACAGCGCCGCUGCUGCCAGGACUUGACACGGUUAGGGAUGAAUGGGAAACAAGCAGAUGGCGUUUGGAUAUGAAAAAUACAAACAAAAGCCGCAAACACAGACCGACAAAGAGGUACACAAACUGAUGGACAUGCCAAACAGUUGCUGUAUGUUUUGCAAAUGUGCAAACACACAGCACACACUACUGACGACGGGAACUCUUGGAUAGAAUAUUUUUUUGUACAACAUGAACACGGACGACGUUGACCUUCCUGCUCUCUCGGCACACGUGCAGGACGGUAGAAGAGGGAAGGUGUCGGUGAUCGUAAAACCUGGCAACCCCGCCCGUCACGAAUCCUACUGGCUGCCCCUAGAAGCCCUCCCCAGUCUGCAUCAGGACAUAAUACCGGACUACCAAAACCCCCUGCUUCAUAGCCCAGGAGACCCUGUUCUUUAGUUGAUUUGAUUUCUGUACAAAUCAGCUCUCUGGUGUCACUGUUGACCUUUUAUCCUCUCUGAGAGGUUUAAAGUCAGAGCGUCAUUCCGUUCUCAAGGCAGAAGAGGUAAACAGUGUCCAAUCUGUUAUUAUAGUGGCCUGACGAGGCUUUUAUAGCCAAGCAGCCAUUGUUUCUUGAAAUUCUUGGCUAUCAACACAUCCUUGAGCCCGAAAACAUCCCAUCUUUCCUUUCCUCGGCUCCUUCCUUGAUGUGCUGAUACGGCUUUUAUAAUGGUCUAUCUGCGUCCCUGUUAUCACUAAGAUAAGUACGAAAAAUAUCUCGUUUCAUAUCCCAUUUUCCUCUCAUACUCGCUAAGGCAGUUGUACUUUUCUCAUCUUUUUUUUCCCCACUUUCAACUUUUAUUUCGCCCUUUACACUCUCUGUACUUUGACUUGUGUGUGUGCGUGUGUGUGUGUGUGCGUGUGUGCGUACGUGUUGUGUGUACAGAGCCUUGAAAAGUUGGCUCAUCCAACCAUAAGCUCGAGCGGAGUACAUUUUCCCUCCGUUGGAAUGAGCGAAAUGAACAUUUCUGGAUGAAAUGGAGCAGAACGUUGCAUUCUAACACAGACUCGUUCUUUCCCAUUUAUUUCUCCCUGCAUGGCCCUGGAGCACUUCCCCCGCAGGGAGGAAAUGGAAUAAAAUGUCUGUCCAUAGCAGGUCUUUAGUGACCAGCGUCAUUUCACAGGAGUGCUUGUAGGGGGAUUUUUUUCUUUUAACGUGGAGUGCAUCAGUACCAUUCUGACAUCAGGGUCUGCCUUUUAGAAUUCUUUUUUUUUUAUUGCACAUCACGUUGCCUACAUCAGCUUGAUGGUCGUCAGUCCGGUGCAGCUCUCCUGCUGCAGUGAUUUAUUUUUUCUGUGACACAUCAGAGGACCUCAGAGCCAUUAAAUUGACAAAAGGUUUUCUCCCCCAUUUGUCAGGCAGAGAUACGUUCGGGCUUCAAUUAGGUAACCCUAUUUCAUUCGGAGGGCUGUUUUAUUCCCAGGAGACAAGCUGUUGAUGGGACACUAACAUUAUGGACCGUUGUAUUGUGGAAGCAGUGACCCACAAACAUGACCUUCUAGCUAAUGCUAGCCUGAGCUGGAGGACAGCUCGCCCUCCCCUGAUUGUCCGUCACUCAAAAACGGCUGCUCACAUCGUCGCCAUCGUAUCCACUUCAAACCGCCUGACAUUUUGCACCUUAUAUUACCUUAUUGGUAUUGAACAACCAGAUCGAAAACGCUAAAAUGACUAGCUGUCUCAGACUUUAAUGAAUCAUUUCUAAGAGACGGGCUGUGUGGAGCUGUGUUCUCGCCGUCAUUGGGUCGGCAUGCGGCCGAGAGCACAGGCAGUUCCCUCUCACACUUAGUCUGCAGACACUUAAAAGAAGCAGCAUGCUUUUAGUGGCCUUUCUGUCGAGCAGGCAUUCAGCAUAAUGUCUCAGCCAAAGCUGUUCAGUGUGUGUGUGUGUGUGUGUGUGUGUUGAUCAGUAGCUGUCUUUGUCAAUUGCCAAUAUCAGUGUCACAUAUUCAUUUACGGUUUUAGUUUACAUUUUUUUUUUCGUUGAUUUCUUCUCAUUUUAUUCUACAAAUAGUUCAUAUAAAAUGCAUCGCAAAGCCUUUUCAGUGUCAACAAAGGUGCGGUACACACUUUACAAGUGUCAUAUCCAAAUGCUACCAAUGCAAAGUCAUUCUGUUUCAGCAUGUAUCAAACACAGCAGGACUAUCAAGUAUGUCUGUUUGUUUCCUCACGCCAUUGCUUUAAAUAUCAUGCUUUGUAUUUACGUUCUGGGACUUCAAGUUUGGAGUGCUGUUUGUUUGCCGGGAGAGAUUUAUGAUCUGUUUAAUGCAGAGUCACAACACAGCAAAUGUUCACUCGUCAACUGUAUGUGAUUCUGGGAAAGACAUGCUCCUCCCCCUCCUCCCUUGGUCUGCAUCUGGUCCCUCUUUCAUCUUCAGAGAACCAUAUUGUUUGAAUCCAUUUCAAGCCUUUUAUGCCUGAGCGUUUGAAUCAGUGUGUGUGGGUCAUCUCAAGAGAACCACGUCCCCCAGCUUUGCAGAUAUUUCAUAAAAAAAAAUCAAAAAAACACCACCCAUUUCAAAUCCCUGCGACUCUCAGCACUGUACGUACAUAGGCAUAUAUUUAUUUUUUGAGAAAAAAAAAAAAAAAAAGUGUAUGAGACGACGCGGCGAGAACAUAAGUCUGAUCCUGCAUUGCUGAGGGGAGGUAAUGGUAUUUAUUCAGUUUAUUUUCUACUCGCUGUGCACUAAUGUGCAUUAAUCCACAAAGAUGCCGAUAUAACAGCUCAUGUUAUGUUUCACUCUGCAUUGGUUUUCCGGGGGGAAAAAAACACAUCACGCUCUCCUCACGAGAGAUGUAACAUUUUCACAGUCAUAAAGUUGGGUUUUAACUCUAAAAGAUUGCAUACACCAGUGAUCUAGAAUUGGAUUGGGAUGCACAAUCUCGGCUCUCCGCGGGAGUCAAAUUGCAAAGUCCCAAUAAAGACUACGCCAACUGACACACGGAAAAUAAGCAGAUGGGUCCUCUGAACCAGAUGGAAACAUUUUCAGCUUCAGCUGUAACAUCUCUCCCUCACAUGCAUUACAAUAAUGGGUCUGAGGCUGUGACACAGUUGUUUAAAUUGCCUCUUUCAAAAGCUUGGUUUCAGGUCAGAUAACUUGGCAAGAGAAACUCGCUCCAUCUCUGUUGGCGUGCUGCACAGUACGUCAUCGAGUCCAGAAGUCAAGAGCGCGAUGGAUGUGAUUUGGGCCACCAGGAAAACCUCUGCAUCCGCUUAUAAACGCCUGUCACGUCCGCCAUUUGAUCAGGGGUAACAUUAUGCAAGUUAUCAUUGUGCGCUUCGAAACAGAUGGAAGAAGGUUUGCCCGUCAGUUUGGUGUUUAUAGUGGCGACAGCGUGUGUGUGCUGGAAAACUAGUCUGUUCUUGAUUUGUGCCUUUUUAUCAACAUGUGAGUUCAUUGACAUGCCGAGCACUGUCUGUCCUAGACUUGUUAAUUCCAGUAGACGGGCAGGAAUAGCCCCGUAUGCAGGGCCCCAAACAGCCCUGCCUUUCAUACACUGGAUGAGUCACCGCUUCCAUUUCUCCGUAUUAUAACGCCCCGCUUUCAUCUUUAUGUUUGGACACGGUUGCGUAGGCAACAACGUAUGACCACUUCCUGUUUGGGAUUAUUUAUCAGUGAAUCGGCCGCAUCACUUUACCAAUCAGCAGCAAUGUCUGUUGGUCUGUAAGGACUCGGCCAAAGCCCAGCUGUCCUGAUGCCUUCUCCUCCCUCCUACCUUGUAAUUAACAGAAGACUUUUAUAGAGGUCACAAAUGAAAUAGAUAAAUGCCAAUUUUGUAAGAAUGAUUUAUAAAAAAAUAAACUCAUAUUUGAUGAACUGCAUCGCCUUGUCCCAUUUUUUUUAUAGACUGUGUUUCAAUGUUUCCAUUUUAAAGACCUUGUGGCAUAAAAAAAUGUCAAACUACAGUAUGUCAGAAAAGUCAUAUUUUAGCCAUAAGUCAGUGUAAUGUGCCUUAAGAUGCUGAUUCCUUUUUUCCACCAAACCUGCAUUCUGCAAAGACCCGCCCUACUGUGUCUCUGAUGGGCUAGUACGAGUUAAGUUUAUUGCUGAUGACUGUUUUUAAGAAGAUUCUGACAUACGUCUGGCCUCCUGCAAGAACAUUCUCUAGUCCUUAUCUUAACUUUCUCUUCCUCUUUUACACGAGUAAGCCACGUCAGAUUUAGCAAACGCACCUGACAUCCAGCGGAAAUGUGAUGAUUGCCACCUGUGUGUAAAUGAGCCACAAUUAUACAACGUUAAGGCCACAUAGUA
Molecule: messenger RNA, 7682 nt
Organism: Anarrhichthys ocellatus (wolf-eel)
Lineage: Eukaryota; Metazoa; Chordata; Actinopteri; Perciformes; Anarhichadidae
Gene: ext1b
Product: exostosin glycosyltransferase 1b
Exons: 11
Coding region: 1023-3245 (740 amino acids)
Cellular component (GO): membrane
Molecular function (GO): glycosyltransferase activity
Source: RefSeq, a predicted model, not a curated record